Molecule: messenger RNA, 862 nt
Organism: Tarenaya hassleriana
Lineage: Eukaryota; Viridiplantae; Streptophyta; Magnoliopsida; Brassicales; Cleomaceae
Product: protein ELF4-LIKE 3
Exons: 2
Coding region: 295-615 (106 amino acids)
Biological process (GO): positive regulation of circadian rhythm; entrainment of circadian clock
Source: RefSeq, a predicted model, not a curated record
CACUCUCUGAGGGUCCUCUUUUGCGUGACUGUCAAAUCUCCUUAUUCUCUCUCUCUCUCUCUCUCUCCCUCCGAGAAAAUUACACAGAUUUUCCGAGAAAAUCAAAUCAGAGAGAGAAAAAACUGAAGCCGAAACUUUUGUCCGCGAGAUUCGGUUCGGUCUGUCCGAUCGGCGAUCUUCGCUCUCCUUCCUGUGCAGAUCCCCGCCUCUCUCUCUCCUCUCUCUCCGACCGUAUAAAUGUCCUGAGACUUUUUCCAGGUUACAGAUAUUAGAGGGAAUAUCUAUAUAUUAUCAAUGGAGGGUGACAUGUUCAAUGGAGCACAGUUUGAUGGCAAGAUUCUUCAGACAUUUCAGAAGAGUUUUGUCCAAGUUCAGAACAUUUUGGACCAGAACAAGCUGCUAAUCAAUGAGAUUAACAAGAAUCACGAAUCCAAGAUCCCGGAUAACCUCGGAAGAAACGUCGGUCUGAUCCGAGAACUCAACAAUAACAUGAGGAGAGUCGCGGAUCUUUACGCCGAUCUUUCCAACAACUUCUCCAAGUCGAUGGACGCUUUGUCCGAGGGAGAUUCGAGCGCAGGAGGCAAGGCAGGGCAAAAGAGAAUCAGGCCUGUUUGAUGACAUUCUGGGGGUCAUUUCUGUCAAUUCUUUUUUACUGUGGGUAAAUGCAGAAGAAUUACAAAAUUGAGGGGUGGAAAGUAGAAUCAUAAUAUUUACAUAUGGGGUCAAGUUUCUGUAGCUUCAUGCGUCAUUGGUGUGUGUACUUGUGAACUGUUUAGUCUUCACAGCCAUUAGAUCCUCACUUCCCAUCUUUUUCGUUCUCUCAUUUAUGUUAGAAAUAAAUGUUCCCCAAAAGUUUCCUUUC